UAUCGCAACACAUUGGAAGCCUCUUGAUAAACGCUUAUGAAUCACUACUUGGCUAAUUCCACUAUUAGACGGGAUCUAUCACUUGUAACUUUAACACGUUGUUAUUUCCCGCUGGAUGAUCAGCGCUGAGCGGGUGUCACCAUGACAACAGACGAAGCAGAGAGUCACCAGAAGAAGCCGAGGCAGCAGGAGGAGGCUGGCCAGGACGCAAAACCGUCCUCCCCAGACAAGGAACUCCUCCGGCCUCGCAACCGCAACUCAGCCGGGCGUGGCCUCUCCCGCCUUUUCUCCUCCUUCCUGAAGAGACGCUCGCAGUGUGAGAGCGAGGGAGGGGAGAAGGAGGAAGAAGAAGAAGCAAAAGCUCCCAUUGCUGACCCGGAACCUGAGUUGAAGAUUGAGGGAGAGGUGGCCCACGACCAGCACUCAGUCAGCAGCGCUGAGGCCCAGGCUGCCCGGGUAGAGAAGAAAGAAGCUGAGGAGGGAGAGGAGGAGGAGGAGGAGGAGGGUGGAAAAGACAAAGAGGUCAACAAGGAGAAAGCAGAGGUGGCUACACUGGAGAAUAAGGAGGAUAACAAGGAAGAGGAGGAGAAGGAGAAGGGGAAGGAUGAGGGAAAGGAGGGAGGCUCUGAAGUUAGCAGUAAUGGAGAGAAAGAAAAGAAAGUCACAGAAGAGGAGUCUAAAACUCCCAAAGCUCCACGUCGCCCCAAACCCAUGCAGAUUAAAGUCACUCUGCUGGAUGACACUCUGUAUGAGUGUGAGCUGGAUAAACAUGCCAAAGGCCAAGAACUGUUCACAAAAGUAUGCGACCACCUCAAUCUGCUAGAGAGAGACUAUUAUGGGCUGGUCAUCUGGGAGACACCCAACGUGAAGACUUGGAUGGACCUAGCCAAGGAAAUCCGCAGGCAGGUGCAAGGUGCCAACUAUGAUUUCACGUUCAAUGUGAAAUUCUACCCACCGGAUCCAGCCCAAUUUUCUGAAGACAUCACAAGGUACUACCUGUGUCUCCAACUGCGUAAGGACAUACUGCAAGGACGUCUGCCGUGCUCUUUUGUCACCCUGGCCUUGCUUGGCUCCUACGCUCUGCAAUCAGAAUUGGGCGAGUAUGACCCUGAGGUGCAUGGCAGUGAAUAUGCGAAGGAGAUGAAGAUGGCUAACGGGCAGACCAAGGAGCUUGAGGAAAAGAUGAUGGAGCUGCACCACACUUACAGGUCAAUGAGUCCAGCUCAGGCUGACAUGAUGUUCCUGGAGAACGCAAAAAAGCUGUCCAUGUACGGAGUCGACCUCCACCAGGCGAAGGAUCUCGAUGGAGUGGACAUCAUGCUGGGAGUUUGCUCCAACGGUCUGAUGGUUUAUAAAGACAAACUGAGGAUCAACCGUUUUCCCUGGCCCAAAGUCCUGAAGGUCUCAUACAAGCGCAGCAACUUCUUCAUCAAAAUACGCCCGUCAGAGGUAGAGCAGUAUGAGAGCGCUAUAGGCUUCAAACUACCCAACUACAAAGCAGCCAAGAAACUGUGGAAAGUGUGUGUCGAACAUCACACCUUUUUCAGGCUUACAUCCACUGAGAUGGUCACAACUCCCAGGAAGUUUCUGGCUCUGGGCUCCAAAUUUCGGUACAGCGGUCGAACUCAGGCUCAGACCAAACAGGCCAGCUCUCUCAUUGACAGGCCAGCUCCUCUUUUCCAGCGCACUUCCAGCAAGAGGAACUCCCGCAGCAUGGAUGCAGCCAUGGCGUCCACCCCAGACAACAAAUCAAGCCGCCCAGUCAGCGCGCCCAUCAUGUCGCCGCUGUCUCCCGGGGAGAACACGCCAUCGCCGCUCUUGCGCACCCUUCAUUUCGUCAACCGGAGCAACAGCCCCACACCUAAGUUCCACCGCUCUGCAGACAGGAAAGCAGAGAUAAAGGGCCGUAGUCGGAAAACUGAUUCCACCAAAAGCCAGAGCCCCAGACCAGAGUCCACUCCAGAAAUGAAGACAUUGGCCAGGAGAGAACGGAGACGUUCCCCCUCUGUGACCACCGCCAAUGGGGAACGAGAGAAAAAGAACCAGCACUCUCCUCAGGACAAAACAAAGACGGAGAUGAUGCGAGUGAGGAAGAAGCGAGCUAAGAAACUCGAGGGCGAAACUAUUUAUAUCAGACAUAGCAAUUUAAUGUUGGAGGUUUGUAUGGGCUUCACUUCUGUUUUGAAUGUUGUGUUCACGUUCCUCCGCCCGCUUCAUAUUUCUGUCGAAUCUUUUUUUCUUUUCUUUGACUCUUCUGUUUUUCUUUAUUCAUUGUAUUUUUUCCAGCUUGACCCUAAAGGCUUGGCAUGCACCAUUUUCCUCUCUGACUCUGAUGACGUGGAUAAAACCCAGACUGAGAUCAUGCGUCACCACACAAGCAUCAGCGAGUUGAAGAGGAGUUUCAUGGAGUCCGUACCAGAGCCCCGACCCAGCGAGUGGGACAAGCGUCUUUCCACCAACUCGCCUUUCCGCACAGCCGGCAUCAACGGCCAGCUGCAACCAGCGUCUCCAGUGCUGAAGACCCAGACAAUCACCAUCUCAGACAUCACCAACUCUCUACGAGGAACUGUGGCCUACAAGGACAUCCCCUUGGUUCACACUGAGACAAAGACAAUUACAUACGAGUCAGCCCAGGUGUCUCUCCCGCAGCCGGUGGACACCUUGGCAGAGCGGGACUCAGGAGUGCUGCUGAGUGCCCAGACCAUCACGUCCGAGACCAUCAGCACCACGACCACUACCCAGAUCACGAAGACGGUGAAAGGAGGAAUCUCCGAAACUCGCAUUGAGAAGAGGAUCGUUAUAACAGGAGAUACUGAAAUUGAUCAUGACAAGAUGCCUACAUGCCUCUCCCACCCAUAUCACAUCCUUUUUACCUCAGAGCCACACCCAACAGCACUGCCUUCGACAUAAAACACCAAGAUCACAUCAGAGGGACUAACUUCUUCAUGGAACUAUGAACUUUAAGCUCUGUGAUUGUGAAGUUGUGUCACCGUAGAGUCGCAGAAAAAAAUUCCCAAGAAUCCUCCCAGUUCCCUCUCCUGUUCUACUCAAUGCCAAAACACUGACCGAGGGACAAUUUAAAAAGAAAACAUGUGUUUAAGGAAAGAGAAAAGGUACAACAGUUGUGAAACGAUACCUCUCCAAUUUGGAGAUUUAAAGAAAAAUUUCAAAUGGACAUUUGGUCUUUUAAUCGUUGUGAUUACUGAACUUUGUAUUUGUAUAGCUUUUCUUACAAUCAGAAUUGGUUAUCAAUACAGUGGAUCACUGCAGUCAAGUGUUUGUUUUUAACAAUGUGAUUCAAACAGCAUCAACACAGGGAAUGUGGGUGAUUUUCUUGGGAUAGUACACAUCAAGACUCACGGUUCCCUUCCCAUUUGCUUCAAUUUCUUGUUCAGUAUGUUUUUUUCAUAUUUAGUUGUCACUUCCCUUUGAAUGUGAAGAAAAGUUUUUUCAAUCAAUUUGAAAAAAAUAUUGCCUGUCUUAACAUUUAAUCAGUUGUUAGCUUAUCAUUGUUUAUUGUUUCGUACUUGCUGUAGUGUUUGUGAAGGAGACCUUUACAUUUAGUUAUUCUCGACUGUCUUCUUUUUGUGUUUUUGUGUUAUAGGUCCUCUAAGCACACAUAUGUAGCUUUAUUCAUUUCUAUGAACAGCAUUCAAUUUACCACAUGCAACGUUAGUCAUUUCGACUGCAUUUUUGACAAAAGUGAGUUAUCAUUGCCUCAAGCAAGACAAGCGUGCAUAAGAGGUUAGAUUGUCGAUUUGUUUGCUUUGCUUGGGAUUAAGGGAUAAUUAAUUGAAUGUUUCUCUUUGAAGUACAACAAGUAUUUGUGCCAUCACUUGACUCAUUUGCAUUUAGGCUGACGAAGGCAAUAAAGAGGUCGUUGGUUUACGAUUGUCGCAGCAUAUCAAGUUUUAAGGUGAUGAACGGCAUGCAGUGAACUAGUUUGCACAGCGGCGUAAGAAUGAUUAUGGCUUUAGUACUGUGUAAGCAUAGGUUAGUUAGUUAGUUAGUUAGUUAGUGAGUUAGGUUAGCUCGUUCCGAUUUACAUAUUCCAAAUUCGGGUUACAUUCCCCCUAUAAGAAUGGAACUCUGUCGUAAACCGAGGACCCCCUGUAGGCCUACUGAUAAUUUGUACUAAUAAUUAGUAAUGCAAUGGAACCUCAGAUGUCGUACGCAAUCCAUAUUACGUGAUGCUGGUUUAUUCUAGAGCAAUUAUUUUCAAACCCUUACUAUGGUGAGCACUGAGGUGAUGAGAGGGAGGCAUUCAUAACAGUCGUACACUCUAAGUGUAUUCAUAUGUCAGCUGUUGUAGUCAAUUUGAACAAACAGCAAAUCAUGCGCUCGCCAACUGAAUGUGUUGGCGUGUGGUACACGCGUGGCACUGGCAAAAGUGUCGAUGAAGAUUGGUGCGUGUGCCUGUGAGGUGAGUUUUGACGUUAACCCGUUACCCUCCUUCAAGAGACUUUUUUUUUUUUUUUGAAUUAAUGAUGUUAACUUAUUGUUUCUUGAACAAUACAGUAUUGUACUGAGCAGCCUUGACAUGUCGUAUUAAGUUCUAUUUAAUGCUUCUUUGGUCAUCAUUGCACUUACACUACACCAAAACACACUUGUCAAUCAUUUCGAUGCUCUCAGAGCUGAAGUCUCCCAUGAUUUGCUGAUGUCUCGCGUCAUGCAAUGUUACGCACGAUGACAAUUCAUUUUUGUGCGGCUUUUUUGUUCAAGAAAACUUCACAUUGUGACUUCAGAAGCGUUUGUCCUCAGAGGUUCCACUGUACGCACACAAAAACUAACACUUUUUUUUUUGUCUGCGUCCUAAUAAGGUUAAGAAAACGCACACUAUUUUUAAAUACAUGUACAUUUACAAAGAAACCGAAUGUUAAUCGCUUUUGCAUCACGUUUUUAAAAUCUCAGUUCAAUUAGUUGUCAUAUAUUUUUUUUUACCACCAUCCGACGUCUCAGGAGAGGAAAGCAGUGCACCACCAACACUGUGUAUAGUGGGGAUGGGGCGCUGCUGAACUCGACUCGGGACGUUGUGAGUCGGUGGGGAGAAUACUUCGCAGACCUCCUCAAUUCUACGGACACGGCUUCCCAUGAGGAAGCAGAGUCUGGGUUCUCUGAGGCGGGCUCUCCUAUCUCUGGGUUUGAGGUCACCGAGGUAGUUAAAAAGCUCCUCGGUGGCAGGGCACCGGGGGUGGAUGAGAUUCGCCCGGAGUUCCUAAAGGCUCUGGAUGUUGUGGGGCUGUCCUGGUUGACACGCCUCUGCAACAUCGCAUGGACAUCGGGGACAGUGCCUCUGGAUUGGCAGA
Phycodurus eques (leafy seadragon) is the source of this 5306-nucleotide messenger RNA. RefSeq names its product erythrocyte membrane protein band 4.1a (gene epb41a). Bases 142 to 2910 code for a protein of 922 amino acids. NCBI's taxonomy places the organism in Eukaryota, Metazoa, Chordata, Actinopteri, Syngnathiformes, Syngnathidae. The transcript has 20 exons. Gene Ontology annotation, cellular component: cytoskeleton; plasma membrane. Gene Ontology annotation, biological process: cortical actin cytoskeleton organization. The record is from RefSeq and is a predicted model, not a curated record. Gene Ontology annotation, molecular function: actin binding; structural molecule activity.